Molecule: messenger RNA, 1624 nt
Organism: Cajanus cajan (pigeon pea)
Lineage: Eukaryota; Viridiplantae; Streptophyta; Magnoliopsida; Fabales; Fabaceae
Product: gibberellin 2-beta-dioxygenase 8
Source: RefSeq, a predicted model, not a curated record
CAUGCGCCGCGUGGUCUUCUCUUCAGCAUAAGCUUUCAAUCAUCGAAGUGUCCUUUACAUAUUAAUGCAUGUUGACAAUAAUUGAUUCUCUUGUUGCCUAUAUAAGUUAUCAGCUACUUCGCCGAUCUUACUCACUGAAGCAGAGCUUGAUUCUUCAUUGCUAUUCUUAUUCUAACCCGCGACAUAAACAUAUAUAGCAGUUGGCCACGUACAUGUUUUGAAUGGUUGCGAAAGCACUAUAUAAUAUCUAGGAGUCUGAUCGAUUGAUAACUUCUCAAAGAUCCUCACCAGAAUUAACAUGGACUCCAAUUCGGACCCACCCUUUCAGGAGGCAUACAAGCUUCUCUUCGACAAGACACGAAACAUUAAUAAUGAAGAAGAGAAUAAGGAUAAUUUUGAUUAUAAAGAGGUGGUGGCUGAGGAAUGCGAGCUUCCGGUGAUCGAUCUGAGCCGUUUAGAAGCGAGUGACGAGGUGGCGAGGGAAGAGUGCAAGUCGCAGAUAGCUAGGGCUUCGCAGGAGUGGGGUUUCUUCCAGGUUGUAAGACAUGGUAUUUCCACUGAGAUUUUCAGCAGGUUGAGGUAUGAGCAAGAGAAAGUCUUCAAGCAACCCUUUGAAAAGAAGAUCAAAGAGCACAAGUUCUUGAACUUCUCAGCCGGUAGCUACCGUUGGGGAACACCCUCUGCCACAUGCAUUAGACAGUUAUCUUGGUCUGAAGCCUUUCAUAUUCCUUUAACUGAUAUCCUAGGAUCCACUCGAUCAAACUCUCUUAGUUGGACAAUUGAACAGUUUGCUACAACAGUAUCCAGGCUUGCACAAACAUUAGCCGACAUCCUGGCCGAGAAAAUGGGUCACAAGUCAACUUUCUUUAAGGAGAAUUGCUUGCCCAACACAUGCUAUCUUCGAUUGAACCGAUAUCCUCCAUGCCCUAUUGCUUUUGGGAUUCACGGUCUCAUGCCACAUACUGAUAGUGACUUUCUCACCAUAUUGUACCAAGAUCAGGUCGGAGGUUUGCAAUUGGUCAAAGACAGCAAAUGGAUCGCAGUUAAACCAAACCCUGAUGCACUAAUAAUCAACAUUGGUGACUUAUUCCAGGCAUGGAGCAACGGGGUGUACAAGAGUGUUGAGCAUCGUGUUAUGACGAAUCCGAAGCUAGAAAGGUUCUCUAUGGCGUAUUUCUUUUGCCCUUCAAACGACACUGUGAUAGAGAGUUGCAGAGAGCCGUCUGUUUACAGGAAAUUCAGCUUUAGGGAGUAUAGACAACAAGUUCGGGAUGAUGUUCAGAAGUUGGGGUCGAAAAUAGGGCUACCAAGGUUUCUCACACUUGAUAGGGCAUAAUCAUUUAUGACGGUGCUAGUGUUGAAAGAUGAAGUAGGUUGCUUACGUGUACGUGUGAAGAGAGAUGGAUCUAGAAGUAGAAAGAAUGAGAGGGUAGUGUGGCUGUGUCAGUGUUACCUUUGGUUUUGGGUUAAUUAGUAAUAAAUAAAUAAAAAUUGGGAGAGAUAUGGUCGAUAUGGCAGCUGGUUUCAGCCUGCAUGUUUGAUGCUGUCUCAUUUUGUCUGCUGUUAAGCUACAAUUUGUAAUAUAUAUACCACAUGUCUCUACAAAGGAAGCCAUUCCCCUUCA